This is a messenger RNA of Trichechus manatus latirostris (Florida manatee), 5710 nucleotides long. RefSeq names its product chromosome unknown C21orf91 homolog (gene CUNH21orf91). The transcript is spliced from 5 exons. The record is from RefSeq and is a predicted model, not a curated record. NCBI's taxonomy places the organism in Eukaryota, Metazoa, Chordata, Mammalia, Sirenia, Trichechidae. The coding region runs from base 153 to 1046 and encodes 297 amino acids.
CCCUCCUCGGCUACUUCUCCGGAUGGCGCGGGCGGGAGGGGGCGGAGCCGGGCUGGCGGCGGCGGCCGCUGCCACAGCGGCCGGAAACAAUAGUGGAGAAGCCCGAGCUGCGCGGAACGGCAGAGGUGGCGCGUGGGACCGAACGGAGCACUAUGAACGAAGAGGAGCAGUUUGUAAACAUUGACUUGAAUGAUGACAACAUUUGCAGUGUUUGUAAACUGGGAACAGACAAAGAAACGCUCUCCUUCUGCCACGUAUGUUUUGAGCUAAAUAUUGAGGGAGUACCAAAAUCUAAUCUCUUGCACACUAGAUCAUUAAGGGGCCAUAAAGACUGCUUUGAAAAAUACCAUUUGAUUGCAAACCAGGAUUGUCCUCGAUCUAAGCUUUCAAAAAGCACUUAUGAAGAAGUUAAAACCAUUUUGAGUAAAAAGAUAAACUGGAUUGUACAGUAUGCCCAAAAUAAGGAUCUAGAUGCAGAUUCUGAGUGUUCUAAAAAUCCCCAGCAUCACCUGUUUAAUUUCAGGCAUAAACCAGAUAAAAAGUUACUGCCACAGUUUGACUCUCAAGUACCAAAGUAUUCUGCAAAAUGGAUAGAUGGAACUACAGGUGGCCUCUCAAGCUGUACACAAAGAAUUUUGGAGCAGAGGGAAAAUACAGACUUUGGGCUUGGUAUGUUAAAAGAUUCAGGUACCAGUUUAUGCCAUAAUAGUAUAUUAUGGUCUCAUAGUCAUAACCAAUCACAGAAGAAAGAAGAGACAGUCUCUAAUCCAGAGGCCAUUGUUCAGACCCAGCACCCACAUUACAGCAGAGAAGAAUUGAAUUCAAUGACUCUUGCUGAGGUACAGCAACUGAAUGCAAAGCUCCGACAGCAAAUCCAAGAAGUUUUUGAAGAGUUAACACAUCAAGUGCAAGAAAAAGAUUCUUUGGCCUCAGAGCUCCAUGUCCGCCAUGUUGCCAUCGAACAGCUUCUCAAGAACUAUUCUAAGUUACCAUGUCUGCAAGUGGGGCGCACAGGAAUGAAGUCACACCUGCCCAUAAACAACUGAACUAAACUUACACUUACUUCAUAUGCUCUGUGGUUUAUUGGUCUGCCAGGCACGCAAAGUUUGAAGAAAGUUAUAGUUCAGUCUUUUAUACAGUUAUUAAAUUUGCAGUGUUUAAGGUGAUACUAACAUCUUCAUCAAAUAAAGCAGAUCAUUAUACUCUAGUCUUUUAGGGUUAAUCAUUUUGGGAAUCUUUUUCCCAUAAUUACUAAAUGCCCCCUCUCUGAUUCUUACCACAUGUGACUUCUUCAGUAUACUGUUACAAUGUGAUUUUAUUAAAUAUAAUUUAACAUAAUUCAUCUGUCAGAAUUAUAGAAGGUUAACAAACUCCUUAGAUUAGUCUGAACUACUAAAUAAAAUUUUUAAGAGGGAAAUAGAAUUCAUAAUAUUCACCUCUUAUUUAUUAUGAGCAAUAUUUUAAUAUGAAAAUUUUAUAUAUAAAUGCUAUUUUAGGUACCUUUCCAUUCUCUUUAUAAAUGUGUAUUUAAAUGGCUCUAUAUAUGAUAUUUACACUUUCAUGUGUGAAUAUGUUCAUCCGUAUUUCAGAUCGCUGCAUUUUAUUAAUACAAUGUUUUUACAACUAUUACCUUGUUUUCCAAAGAAAAAAUGUAUUUUGGAGUAGAAAUAUAUCUAGUUGAAUUGUUUUAACUCCUAGUAACUCACGAAAGGGGAAUUAAUGAAAUACAAGUAAAUAAAAUGCAUUAUUUUUUCUAACAAAAACUAUUCUCGGUUCAGGAAGAAAAUGCUAAUCCAGUUUUUGUAUGUCAACUUGUCUCCGUAGAGAAAAGUCUUUACUACUACAUUAUUACUUUCAUUCUAAUUGCUUUGAUGUGUUAGAAUUUGGAUAGAGUAAGUCAAGCCUCACUUGCCAGUCAAAUGUAAUAUCCCAACUUUCCUCAGAUUGAAUGUGCUGGAAAUUGUCUUUGACAAAAAUUAAAAACUAUUCAGUGUCCCACUUUGGGUAAAGGUUCAAGAAUUUUUUAAGCUAUCCAGAUUCUUUAUCAACGUCCUUGAAAUUAGUGCCCAAAGAAAGCAUUCUGUGGGGUAUUUUUCCAAAAUUUAGAAUCUAAAGGAAAAGAGGAUUGCUUGACAACAAGAAAAACAGAAAUUCUAAUUCAAAAAAAUAAGCCUAUUUUAAAAAGGAUAUUCUUUUAAGUUGCUUAUGAUGCUUCCAGAGAGUUCUUAACUAAUAGAUUGUCUCAACCAGCUAGGUAAGUUUUUCAGUAGUGUAUUACAGUAAAAGCUAUAACCAGUUCAGAGUAAAAUUGGGCUCUAAAUUCUGUUUACAACUGGUGCUUAGAAUGUAUUUAUGAGGGAGAUCUUUUGCUUGAGAGAAUCUGCUUGGCAGCUUCAUGCGUAAAUAUAUGAAUGACUUCUGCCUUAAAUUUGGCAGCCUACUCUGGCUUGGGUCAGAUUUUAGUCUUGAACAAAAACAGUAUUUGACAAAGCAGACACCUCAAUCUGGUAGAACACAACUUUUUGUAAUGCUAAAAUGUGUUAAAUUAACUUGAGGGCUGUAUUUGAUAAUCCCAUCAAUUUUAUUUUAUUUCUUUUUUUCCCUUCUUAAGUAUGACAUAAUUACUUUUUGCAGGGAGCUUUUGAAGGAUGCAUUCAGUUUUUCUCAGUUCUUUGGGACAUCCAAAAUGAAUUUAAAAUCCAGGGAAUGGGGAUGCACUGCUUUAGUUUUAAUAAGCUUUAACUUUAAUAUGUGCAAUAUCAAGUUCUCUAUAAAUUUACAAGCUGCCUAAAGACAUUUCCUGAUUAUGCCAGUAAGUAGUGUGCUUAGUUGUUACGUCACAUUUUCGAAUUUGACUUUACUCUUUUUUGGCAUAAUUCAUUAAGAUUUUUACCAGCCAGUGUGUUCAUCCACAUUUAGGCUUCUAUUUAGAUCACUUAGGGAUAGUCAUUAAAAAGUUCGGGAUGUGUUUGCAUUUGAUACAUCAGUAGCAGCAUAUUUCCAGAAUAUGAGCCAUAUAGUGCAGUCCUGAAUAAACAGUGUCAUCCAAAGAAAGUGUUUGCUUAUCUCUUAAAGAGUUUCUGGCAAAUAUGUAGCUGCUUACUAAUCAGUUUGGAACGAUUGGAUGGAUUAUGCAGGUGUUAAGUCUUAACUGGGGACUCGUUUGUUCCAUUUAGAUAUUUCUGCUUAAGCUCUUCAAAGGAAAGGUGCUCUUUAAAAAUAUCUGUGGUGCUGGUAUUCACACUAGUAUUUUAUUUGGAUGAAAUUUUUUUUGUUGACGUGUUUUGCACGGAAGUUUAUCCAAAUAAUUUGUAAACAUGUAUACACCUAUGUUAUAUUAGUUUUCUUGAUUAAAUAUGCAAUCAUUGUGUAUGCAGCUAUAAGGACAAGGGUCAGAGUUGAAUUCUAACUGGAGAGAACGUACAAUACGACAACUAAUGGUUUUGGUAGAUGUGACUAUUUUGUUAUUAAGGAAGUUUAGAAGAAAACCUCAGUAUAAUCUGUAGCUUCAGUUUCAGAAAUGUCAAAAGGCAGAUGGCCAAUCAGCCAUUACUGACAUUUUUAGAAUUUGUAUGAUUAAGCGCAAUGAAAUAAUACUCAUGUAAUUUUUUCAAGUUAAGUUUCAUAACUAGAGAAGUUGAAUUGAGUUAAAAAGUUAGAAGUCAAAAGUGGUUUUGACUAUAUGAGAUUGUUAAGAUUAAAAGUUUUAAAAUCUCUUCAGCUUUAUAAUUGAGCUAAAAAUACUUUUUCUUAUUUUGAGAGAAUCGUAUUAUCCUUAAAUCGUAGUAUUUAAUACCUAAGUUUAGUCUAAAAAAAGGCAUGCACUUAAGACAUUGUGAUACCAGUAAUAGAUGAUUCAGGCAGCAGAAUAGUGUUUUGUUCCAGGAUGUAGUUUCUUAUGCAGAAUGUUUGAGCAAAGAAACGUUCUUAGUCUGUAGAAUUAUUAUGUUCAUUUCACCACAAAGUGCCCAUUUUUGUAUACAUUUAAGGAUUAUUUUUAAAAUAUCAAGUUCAUAUUGGAAAGUGAUUUCAGAAAUAUAGUGCAAAUAUAUUCUAUUUUAUUGUUGCCAUCUUGACACAUACAUUGCAAUUUCUUGGGUUUUCAUUUUACUAUAUACUUUGUCACUGAAAAUGGUUUAAAGUAGUCUCUUUUUUUUAUUUGUUUAUGUAUUCUUUACCUUGUUGACACUGUUGAGGCUUGUCUGUCAAUUUUUGCUAGGUUUUUUAGUUUUUUAAAAAAAUUUGGACCUAUUUGUGUGUUAAUAUUUACGAGUUUUGGUUUUGUUUUGCAGGAGAUGCUUUUGUUAAUAUAAGAUGUAAUACAGAAUGUAUAUGUGCUAAACUUAUGCAGAAAUUUUUAAAGAAUAAUGUAUGUGUGGCUUGUUACUGGGAGGUUCAGUUUAGUGAGCGUAAACUUAGGUUACAUAUACGUGAAACCUUUUAAGUGGUACAAUGGAAUUGUUCUUGUAGUGUUACUUUCUCUGACUUAGGCCAGUUAGUUUACUGAUAGAUGUUAUCAUUGCUUAUGUUCAAGUAAGAUAUUUAAAUAUUUUUGAGUACUUAUUAAGAAGUUUAGUACUCUAAAAAUUUUUUUUUUUUAUGUAUUUUAUUCAGAUAUUGCUGUGAAGCAGAGGUAAUUGACUUUUCAUUUCAGUGUUUAAUUGCCUUUUUAACUUUAGGUUAUUGAGAAUAAUUAUUUGAGGAAAUUUGUGGUGAAAGUCACUAAAAGAUAAAACUCUCUCAACAGAUUGUUUUUGCUAAGUUAAAUUUUGUGAGAGUGGGAUAGGGGUAGAGGGGAGCUUAUUUACCAGAAUAAAUAAGGUAAUAGGUCUCUGGCAUAACUACGGCACCUGGUAAUGCACAAAGCAGAUAUCUUGGAGGAGGGCUAUAAUGCUGUUUGGAAUAACAGGGCACUCUCUUAUAUCUCAGUGUUUUCUUCCUUUCACUUCCUUUCUUUAUUGCCCUUGUUAGAAUGCAUCUGACUGAUCAAGCGACUUGUGACCAUAGUUACCUUGAUAUGAACUAUAUCAUAGUGAGUCUCUAACAGUAAGGUUUUUUUUAGCAUCAAGUUUGUAAGAUACACUUUUCUGUUCUUUUCAGUCCAGAUUACUAACACAUUUUAGUGAUAUUGGAUUAUUCUACAAUUCUAAGUUUACCAGAGUCAGACAGAAGUCAUGGAGAUGAGAAUUGUCCUUCAUCCCUAGCCCCACUCAAAAAAGAGGUUGAACUUUCCCCAACUGUCCAUAAAGCAAAAGGAAAUUUUAGUAAAUGUGGAUUUCUUCCUUCAACAUGUCUGGAAUGUUCAUUUCCAUCCCAUUUCUUCCAAAAUGAGGUAAUCUAGAAAGUGUCCGUGGUGACUUCUAUUAAAUAUCAUUCCUACUUUUUUACUACUUCUGUGUAUCUCUGUUAGCCUUGAUGUAAAUCUGAGUCUCAUAUGGGCAUUGAACUUAAUCUCUCUUUGAUGUUAGAAAUGUUUUUUUUACAGAAUUUUGCUAAGACAUUUAGAAUAAGAAAAUGGAACUACUGUGGUUAAAAAACCAAGUUGUUUUCGAAAAACUUUAUUUAGACAUUAUUUGGCUGUUACACUUUUCUUUUAAAACUGCAAUAAUUUAUACAUUUGUAUUGCUGUGCUUUGGAACUGUAACUACAUUUGCUUGUCUACUUUUAAUUUUACAAUAAAACAAAUAUUUUGUUAUCUGCCAGCUUCUGU